AUGCCGGCGGGCUCGGAGCACAGCGAGUCGGAGGAGGAGGCCGCCCCGGACGAGCAGAAGGUGGAGGGCCGGGCGCAGCAGCAGCUGCGGGGGUCUGCCAGCAGCGGCCCGCGCUGCUACGGCCUGCAGCCGCAGCCGCGGCAGCGCUUCAGGACCUGCGAGGUAUCGGACAAGAGCUCGAGCUCCGAGCCGCUGCACGGCUUCAAGUUCAGCUUCCUAUGCCUCAGCGGCGUGGACGACUCGGUCUCCCCGCGGACCCUCUGCGACAUCUCCCAGGAGUUCUCCUUCGUCGAGUGGGGCGUUAACUUCAGGGCGGAGAGGCAGGGGAAGGAGCCGCGCUACGCGUCCCUCGCGUGGCUGCGGCAGCUGCGGGAGGAGAUCGACCGCCGGCAGCAGACGGGGAAGUUCGCGCCCAUCCACUUCGCCGCCCACCUAG
This is a messenger RNA of Prorocentrum cordatum, 436 nucleotides long. NCBI's taxonomy places the organism in Eukaryota, Dinophyceae, Prorocentrales, Prorocentraceae. The record is from the annotation of a GenBank genome assembly.